This is a messenger RNA of Cephus cinctus (wheat stem sawfly), 4887 nucleotides long. Its product is annotated as plexin domain-containing protein 2. Bases 401 to 2149 code for a protein of 582 amino acids. The record is from RefSeq and is a predicted model, not a curated record. The transcript is spliced from 8 exons. Lineage: Eukaryota; Metazoa; Arthropoda; Insecta; Hymenoptera; Cephidae.
AGCAAGUGAGAGCAAACUGGAGGCAACAUGUUAUUUUCACUACGACUCGCCAUCGCUCCAGUAUCGGUUUGAAUCGUGCGGAUAAAUUCUCGGAAAGUCUGUUCCUAGUGAAAUCUCGUGUUUGCACGUUCCUUCCUCUUCCUUCUCUCUAUCUAUCUAUUGGUCUCGUAAUCAGUGGCAAUAGAAGCAGAUAUUAGUCUUCCGAUCUUGUGCCGCGACUGCGAAAACUGCAUUGUCGUCGUGGGAGGUUAAGUGAAUAAGCAGAAGAGGAAGAAGAAGAAGAAGAAAAGGAAACAAUAGGAUAAUUGUGGAUUGUACUGUCUAACGGCAGACUCGAGUCCAAGAAAGAAAUCUGCGCGAAAGAGAAAAGAAAAUAGUGUCGGUCUACCGACUCGGAAAUAUGGCGUGUCAACAGUUGUGGUUUACUCGUGGAUGUACCGUUCUUUGGAUGUUCUUCGUCGUUCUUUUGAUGCUUGACGUUCUCGCACCGAAAGGAUAUUGUCUGAUGAACGUGGAUUCAGAAUACUCCUACUACAGUUACGAUGCAUCCUCGAAGACCAGAAGAUCACCCGUGGACCUGCCGAAUCUUUCAUUGGCCAAGUCCUUCGCGAGGUCGUCCUUAUCUAGAAGACGACGUACCCCUGAAACUGAUCUGACGAUCAGCAGUAACAUGCAAAAGCAGGAGCAGCCCGUGAUCAACACGAAUCCCAAAGUGGCGUCGGUCAACGUGACGUAUUCGACCGAUGACGGUUCCAGUUCUCCAUCUACGAGCGCCUUUUCCACUGUGGUCACUACACCAGCUGCUCCACCAGUUGGUGCUGUUGAACAAACUAAACCUGGGAAGAAUGUGUCUUUCGUCGUUUCUCAACCAAUGAAUCCAGCUGUUGGAUUACCUCCUCGAGGUGUUAUCUGGCCGAACAGGACUAUGUCGAAAAACGUCACUGACCAACCUCAGGGCGAAUCCAGGACGCCGCAGUCUACGCCGGAUGAGAAUUCAGACAUUGACGACAUCUCCAUAGACAAGUUCUCGAUAAACAAAUUCGAGAUGAACAAGACCCUCACGCAGAAUAACGUAACGAAUGUCGAGGAAGAUACUCAUCUCUAUUACAACAGUACGAUCGUUACCAAUGAGACUAUUGGGAAGCAGCUAUGGGUCGAUAUGGACAAUCAUCCUGACGUCAAAGUCAAUGAUGUCCUCAGUCAGAGUUACAGAAGGGCUGCUACUGUCAAGCUCAAGUUCGACUUCCCCUUCUAUGGGCACAAGGUUCGCAAUAUCACCAUAGCUACCGGAGGCUUCCUCUACACCGGGGAGUAUGUGCACAGCUGGCUCGCAGCUACGCAGUACAUUGCACCGUUGAUGGCCAAUUUCGACACUAGACUCUCGAACGAGAGCUUCGUCAAGUAUGCCGAUAACGAAACUGCCUUUACCGUCGAGUGGGACAAGGUAAUACUCCAGGAUAAGCCAAAUGCCGGACCAUUCACGUUCCAGGCGACACUUCAUCAAAAUGGAGAUAUAGUCUUCGUCUAUUCGGUCGUUCCUCUAGUCGUCGAGAAUAUCGAGGAUACUGAACAUCCCGUCAAAGUCGGUCUCAGCGAUGCUUACAUAAUGGACAGAACCACCGCCUAUUCCAUUCGUAGAAAAAUAAUCUACGAGUAUCAUCGGGUCAACUUCAACAGACAGGAUAUACAGAACUGGACUGUCAUUUAUCUGCGUGCUCUGCCCACGUGUUUCGAAAUGGAUAACUGCAACGACUGCUUAACCAAAGUCACAGGAUUCGACUGUAAGUGGUGUCCGAAAUUGAAUAUGUGCAGCACCGGUACCUUCCGGCACAGACAGAACUGGCUUAAAAACGGCUGCGAGGUAAACAGCAUCGAACAGGAAAGCAGCUGCCGCGUUGAACCCAGCCAGCAAGCCAAGAAACGUAGUUCUCUUGAUCAUAGUGCACGUAGCAGCAUAGACAUGGGAGUCCCUGGGAUUAUUGGGAUCCUCAUCGUGAUCGCCCUGUUCGGCGGUCUCGGUGCUUGGGGUGCUUAUGCUUACCGCAAUCCUCACAGCACACCAGGACAGAUGCUCAUUAGAUAUCGACCGAGCCAGUGGAGUUGGCGAAGAGGCGAAGCUCGCUAUACCGCUGCAACAAUUCACAUGUGACGAGAAACGCAUAGCUGAAAGUCAAGUCAACUGACCACAAAUAUUUCUCGGACCAAACUUCCUACUAAGUGUAUACAGUACCAAGUCUGCAGUUGAUAUACUGAAUCUCCUCUACUACCUGGUUGCAGUCGCGCACGUUGCUUAAAGAACGAUUAAUCGUAAAUGUCUUUUCCGAGUCAGGUAUUUGUUAAGGCUCCAGUUUAACGAAGAGUAUAAUCCUACGUCGUGCGUUUUAUAGAAAUGCUCCCGGGUUAAUUAAUCGCAAUUAAACAAAACCGACAGUCGCGAAACUGACAUCACAUUUUCAAGUGAUACGUGUGUCGAACCUGGAUAAUAUGUAGAGCAUUCACCCUAGGCGCAAGCUGCGGUUAUAAAACGAUACAGUCUCUCAUUAAUGCGUACACAGUGGCUUUUCACUGGAAACGGGAAUAUAAUUUUAGAACUAGCCUUCUUGAAAUAAUUUUCGGUCGUCGAACUCUCAAACGCUACGCUGAUUGUUCAAUCGCUCGAAUAAUCAAGUCGAGCGAAUAACGUGAUUGACCCAGAUAUGUUUUUUAGAAUGAACUUAGUUGCUUCUUUUCUCUUGUUAAUCUUUCCAAAGACUGUUCUGUUGUAUUGUCACCUUCAAUUUUUAUUUCUUUACUUCCUCUUCUUUCUUUUACAGUCUACAAUCUAUUUGGAUAGUAGGGUUGUCGAGUGUCGGUGGUUUAAAUUACGAAAUUAAAGUAUGUAAUACUCAAAGGUCGGGCCACAUACAAGAAUAACUCGAGCAUAAUGAUGAUGAUAAUAGUAAUAAUAGGACGGAAUGUAUACUCAACUGAAAUUUAUGAAGAUUCACACAGUGCCUCUAACACGUUAAUAUGUCGGAGUGACGAAUGCGUCGAAAGGACGAACGAGAGAGCAUCCUCAAUGUGCUACUUUAUGAUGUCAAAUGACUUUGCAACUUAUGGCAUAUUUUUUUCAUUGCCCAUAAAAAGGAAUUUGUUAAUCGUUACACCAGUUACCAUCAUUCUUUAAUAUUAUAUGUGACUGUCACGACCAGAAAGUGUUUUUAAUGCAAAAUUUGUUUCAAAGGAACUAUUUGCUCGCUCGGAGGGGCGAGAGUGCUAUUCACAGUUUAGUUAAUUUUACUUGUUUAUAUUAUAUUUUAUGCAGUAUUCUGAUGUAAAAGCGAAUCCUAAAGGGAGAGGGAGGGGGGCAUCAAUCGGAAAACAUUUAGUGAUUCCAAUUAAAAAACCUUUUGAAUCCCUGUUGAAAUAUGGAGAUUGAUAAUCUGGUCUACAUCUCGUUAAUGGUUCCACUUCAGCUUAUACACAGGGAACACAAAGUAACAGUUAUAUAUGUCGGCAAUUAUAAUAAUUCCUGUUCAAUAUCGUAAUGGUUAUGAGGCACGUAUUGUAAAGUGACUGUUAUGUCUGUGGUUAGGAAUUUUGUAAUUACUGUUACGUCACUCUUGCUUUGCGUUUGACGGUUACCUAUUCUUUUUACUUUUCAUGACAUUCCAAACGAUUUUCUCUUUUUUCGUCCUUUUCAAUGCUCUUCUGAAUCUAGUGCUAACUAAAAUGCAAUAUAUAAAUACAGCGGGCUCCAAACGCUAAACCUUGUAAUGCGAUUUUUGAGGUUGUGUUGAAACAUACGUUAAGAAUGCUUAAGGCCGAUGCUGAAUUAUAUAAAGUGACUAAUGUGAUUGCGGAUUUAAUUUUUCAACACAUUGACUGUUACGUCGGCACCUAUUGUCCGGCGUAUGGCUUUUACAUAUCCAACAAAUUUCGCUCGGCAGUGAACGUGUUAAAAACAUUUCUAUUUUUAAAUUGUUCAUCUCUUCGAAAUUAAUUAAUUUACUUCUUCUUUUUCUGUUAGCUAUACCGAAAUAAAUCCAACGGUGCAUAAUUUCAUGUUAUUUGGACGGUCUUUUGGAGCUGACAGAUUUCAGAAUGGUUUUUGAAAAACUAUUUUUUUUUAUCGAAUAUGCCAUCAUAUUUUAUACUUGAUACAAUUUAACGUCAAUCUUGAUCACUUUUCACGUAUCUUUAAACGUGAACGGGAAAAACACGCAGAGUUUAACUGGGAUAGUUUGCAUGGACACUGACGCGAAUUGUAAUUUCGUCGUUCCGACUGGAUGUAUAAAUAAAUAAUGUAUAUGCAUAAUUUUAUAUAUAUAUACACAGAUUUAUACACCAACAAUAUUUUGUGAGGUAUUUUUUUUUUGUUUACGCAUCACAAGCACCGUCGCUGUAACACGUAGUAUGUAACAAAUAUAAUGGAAAUUUACAGUAGCUGAUCAAUAACAUUAUAUCUUGAAUGUAUAUAGUAGUAUUUUAAUACAACAUAAUUUUUGUGUAAUUUUAGUAAGCGAAUAUAUAUAAUGUUGAGAAGAGGUGCCUUCAAUGAAAAAUUUUAUCUCGACGUCUUUUUACACUUGUUUUUAAUUCUGUUACCGAAUUUAUGAAAUUUGUACAUUUAAACGGAGCAAUGAUGUAUGGCGCAAUUGAGAAAUAAUUGGACGCAAUUACGGGGCGACUGACAUAAUAGUUUUUAUAAAUGGUGUGAAAUGUCACUGUUGGACGUGAUGCUUAUCGUUUUAAGGGAGUGUCGUACUAAUUCUGUUAUAAUAUAAAGAACGAGGCGUUUAUGAAGUGGACAGGAGAAAUUUAGAAAGCCUCGAUAAGCUUCUAUCUAUUACUGAUGUCUACAGUUUAAUUAAUAAUUUGUGAUAAUAAAUAUUUUAAUUAAUAUAA